Molecule: messenger RNA, 677 nt
Organism: Cucurbitaria berberidis CBS 394.84
Lineage: Eukaryota; Fungi; Ascomycota; Dothideomycetes; Pleosporales; Cucurbitariaceae
Product: UBC-like protein
Exons: 5
Coding region: 109-528 (139 amino acids)
Biological process (GO): protein K63-linked ubiquitination; DNA damage tolerance
Cellular component (GO): nucleus
Source: RefSeq, a predicted model, not a curated record
CUCUGCAUAAAGCGUCUUCUACUACCCAUUCGAUAGCGGGGUCCAUCCCACUUCCUCGCGCGUCACACCUCCGCUCAGCCCUCCGCCUUACAACCGCAAACCACCACAAUGGGCGCCAAAGUUCCACGAAACUUCCGCUUGCUAGAGGAGCUGGAAAAGGGAGAAAAGGGCCUUGGUGCUGAGGCAUGCUCCUAUGGCCUUGACCACGGCGAUGACCUGUUGAUGUCAGACUGGAAUGGCACGAUCCUCGGUCCACCACAUAGCGUCCAUGAGAACCGCAUCUACAGCGUAAAGAUUCACUGCGGCCCAAGUUAUCCCGACGUGCCUCCCGAGAUCUCGUUCACAUCCAAGAUCAACCUUCCUUGCGUCAACCCACAGAACGGAGAGGUCGAUGCGUCAAAGCUGCCUUGUCUGGCCCAGUGGAAACGGGAAUUCACCAUGGAAACGAUACUCAUAGAGCUUCGCAGGUACAUGGCGCUCCCUCAGAACAAGAAACUCCCACAACCGCCGGAAGGAGCGACUUUCUAAGCAGUCACGGAGGCAGUGUUAGUGCAUGGAAGAGCUGUAAACAUGACACCAGGAGAUCGUUCGGUUUGAAGAGACAUGUGUGAUACAGAUAUGAUGCUAUAGCUGAGAUAACCAACGUGCAUUGGAAAUGGAGUUCUGGUCUGCUGGGC